GACAAGAAGCAGGAUGAACGGGCCAAAGCCGGCAAGCGCAUCACAGCGGCGAAGGAGUGGAACUUGCCGACGAAAGCGAUGGUGCGCGCCUUUCCAGACGAGUCCGGCUGCAUGCUGAAAACCGGAGGCAAGAGCGUGAAGAAGGCCUUGGCCCCCGGACAGUUGCGGGAUCGACUGGACUCCGACUCGUCCGAGCUCAUCCGCCGGCCGGGCAUGGGGCUGAACCUGGCCGCCGCAUCCAUCUCGGCUGGCCUGGAAGUCCUGAACCUCGGAGAAGACAUGGGCCCGGCACUCAUCAACAAGCAGAAGGCAUGGAGCAGAAUGGUCCCCGAAGUGGAGAAGCAGGCACCGGGCAUUCGUCGGUGGGUGGCGGAGCCCUCGGACGAAAGUCUCUGCGAGGGCUUGGCGCAGUCUCUGAAGAGCCUCUUCUAUUGGGGCGGCACGAAGGAGAAGCGGCGCUUCGGUGCCGAGGAUGCGGACUCCGAGGCCAGCAGCGGGGGCAUGAAGAAGCCGCGCUUUGGUGGUCCCUUUCUCGCGAAGGUGAAGACUUCCAGAAGGAAAGCUUCCACGUCAACCGGGAAGUCGUCUGCAAGCGAGAAGAAGAAGAAGCACGGCAAGCAUGGCAAGAAGGGAAAGGACCGCCGCAGUGAUUCCAGCACAAGUUCGAGGCCGGGCUUUGGCUUGCUCAGGAAGAAGACGCCGGACGAGCCGCGCCACAAGAAGCCCAAAAAA
Molecule: messenger RNA, 732 nt
Organism: Symbiodinium sp. CCMP2456
Lineage: Eukaryota; Dinophyceae; Suessiales; Symbiodiniaceae
Source: the annotation of a GenBank genome assembly